AUGACAGUGUCCUGGAAUAUGGGCCUCAUCACUCUCAUCAGGACUAACUCCAAUCUGCACACACCUAUGUACUUUUUCCUCAGUUACUUGUCCCUGUUGGACAUCUGCUAUGUUUCUACUACUGUCCCCAAGAUGCUCUCAGACUUCUUCAAGAAGCACAAAUUCAUCUCCUUUAUGGGGUGCACCAUGCAAUACUUCUUCUUCUCUGGCCUGGCUCUGACUGAAUGCUGUCUCCUGACAGCCAUGGCUUAUGACAGAUAUGCUGCCAUUUGUAAUCCUCUGCUUUACACAGCCAUCAUGUCCCCCACCCUCUGUGUGCAGAUGGUGGUGGGAAAACAGCCUUCAAGGCUGGCGGGCUCAUUAUCCCAAUUGUGUGUCAUACUUCAGCUCCACUUCUGUGGGCCUAAUGUCAUCUACCACUUCUUCGGUGACAUAUUUCAACUGGUAGUCCUGUCCUGCACUGACACUUUCUUUGUACAACUCAUGAUGGCUAUAUUGACACUGAUCUUUGGAAUAGUAAAUGUCCUAGUUAUCAUGACGUCCUAUGUCUAUUUUGUCUUCUUCAUCAUGAACAUCACUUUAGCUAAAGACAGGUCCAAGGCUUUCACCACCUGUGCUUUUUAUACCUCGGGUAUGUUUGUCUACUUGCGUUCCAGCUCUGGUGUUUCCUCCAGGUUCAACAGAUUUGCAUUGGUCUUCUACGGUGUGGUGAUUCCCACACUGAGUCCCUUGGUUUACAUCUAA
This is a messenger RNA of Myotis myotis, 744 nucleotides long. RefSeq names its product olfactory receptor 5AN1-like. NCBI's taxonomy places the organism in Eukaryota, Metazoa, Chordata, Mammalia, Chiroptera, Vespertilionidae. Gene Ontology annotation, molecular function: olfactory receptor activity; G protein-coupled receptor activity. Gene Ontology annotation, cellular component: membrane. The transcript is spliced from 3 exons. The coding region runs from base 1 to 744 and encodes 247 amino acids. The record is from RefSeq and is a predicted model, not a curated record. Gene Ontology annotation, biological process: G protein-coupled receptor signaling pathway.